Branchiostoma floridae (Florida lancelet) is the source of this 1912-nucleotide messenger RNA. RefSeq names its product kelch-like protein 24. The record is from RefSeq and is a predicted model, not a curated record. NCBI's taxonomy places the organism in Eukaryota, Metazoa, Chordata, Leptocardii, Amphioxiformes, Branchiostomatidae. Bases 47 to 1912 code for a protein of 621 amino acids. Gene Ontology annotation, molecular function: protein binding. The transcript is spliced from 2 exons.
CGGGUAUUCUGACUCAGACGUCAAUAGCGGAAGCGACAGAGAACCAAUGGAAGAGGGCUCUUGCUAUGUCGAUAUCAAAAACAAAGCUCAUGGACGCAAGCUUCUUGCUGAACUUGCCAGCCAGCGUAAGAACGGGGAAUUCCUUGAUGUUGUGGUACAGGUAGAGGGUAGGGAGUUCCCUUGUCACCGGGCCGUGCUGGCAUCUACACUAUACUUCAAAACCAUGCUGUCGUCCAACUUCGCUGAAAGUACCUCAAAGGCCGUGCAACUCCAUGGCAUGGACUCCUCCAGCUUCUCUAAGAUCCUGGACUUCCUGUAUACCGGGGAAAUACGCAUCGGUAAAGACCAGGGGCGGAUCCAGGAUUUUACGGCGCACAUGCUACAGUUCGACACGAUGCUGCAGCACUGCAAGAAAUUCAUCCAAGACAACCUUUGCCCGAAUAACUGUCUAGGCGUCUUGCGCCUGGCACACAUGUAUGAUGAUCUUUCUGAACUGAAGAAGAGUGCGAGGACCAUGGCAGUCUCAAACUUCUCAGAAGCCACACAAGAUGAGGAGUUCCUUAGCCUUUCAUUGGAGGAUCUCUUAGAUCUACUCGGAGUCGAAGAUUUGAAAGCUACGACUGAAGACGACGUUGUCAGUUUUGUGAUAAGGUGGCUCGACCAUGCCCCCGAGAGCCGUCGACGUCAAACAGCAAUCUUAAAGAUUUUGCCAGAGAUCCGUUUAUCUUGCGUGAGGGUCAGCGUGCUACGGAAGCUCGAGUUACACCCUGUGAUACGAGAGUCCACAGAAUGCCUGGCAUAUAUCAUAGCAGCAAGAGAGAGACAUCUUCUCGGUACACAGGUAGAGAAAGAAGAAGCAAGAAGUAGUAACAGACGAGGGGUAUCGGAUAAGCUGGCAAUCAUUGUCGGCGGUUGGAAGGCAGUCAAUAAGCCACAUCUCCGCGAUAACGAUGAGUCAGAACCCCUUCCAGUACGGCCUUCACCCGGGCCCAUGCAAAGCAUAAUUUGCUUAGAUCCAGAUAAUCAACAAUAUUACCACAUAGCUAACCUUCCAACGCCUGCCAAUGGGUACAUGGGCGUGGCAAGUGCAGGGGGACACCUGUACGUGACAGGCGGGCGGGAGAAGCGUCUUACCGCCAAGGGUCCUCACCCUGUUCCAUCCAGGCAAGCCUUUCGGUACCAUUUUCCCUCAGACAAGUGGCUGAGGUUGCCCGACAUGCCUGCUGGCAGGGCAGGGCAUCAGUCGGUGGUUGUUGACGGGAAACUCUUUCUGGUCGGCGGUGACGCUGAGGACACGUCUUCGUAUACGGUGACCAUGGAUUGCUAUGAUCCCGAAGAAGCUUUUUGGAUAAAGAUACUCGUGCCACCUACACUAUUCACACAGUCAUUCACAAAGUUAACGAUGACAACUUUUGGGGACAAGGUUGUAUUCAUCACGGUGACUCCAACUGAGUUAGAGAGACUCUUUAACCUGUGUGUGCAUUUGUUUGAUGUGAAAACUAACGGUUGGAGGAAAGCCGAUACAUUUUUGGGGAACGCUUGGGCGAAGGUCCCAGACGUCUUUCUUCCGACUUCUGCCAAUGGCAAGCUUUACAUCCGUGCCGUAUAUACAGAGACAACACAUUAUUCCGAACAGUACAUUUUCGAUGGCGAGAAGGAGACUCUUAAUCGUGACGAUAAACAAUAUUUUAUGGAUGACUUCCUUGGUGCCCGAAGGGAGUACCACUACUUCUCCACGAAAGGAAAAGAAAUCGUGGAUACCAUCAGCAACUACGGGUUCGGAAACAACUACUGUCCAAUAAAGCGUGCACCUCUUCCCUUUGCCUUAUUCGGCCAAAGCUUUCUUGAAAUCCAAAAGAGCCGAAUCGGAUGGUACUGCCGAGACGUUGCCGCACUAGCACUGGAGGAAUGA